Molecule: messenger RNA, 1886 nt
Organism: Rubroshorea leprosula
Lineage: Eukaryota; Viridiplantae; Streptophyta; Magnoliopsida; Malvales; Dipterocarpaceae
Source: the annotation of a GenBank genome assembly
CGCUCCUUCAUUUAGCCACGUCUCUGAUGAUUUUGAGGCCUUAACUGGGAACCGGCAAUUGUGGGUGACCAUUUUAUUAGCAUUAAAUUAAAAUAAAUACAUAUGGUAGUGUGAUGCAAUAUUCAAAUUACAUCAAUGCCCUCGUAAUCAUCUCCUUCCUCCUUCCUCCCUGAUAGAAUCCCUGCAAUUUUGUUUUGUUUUCUUUUCCAAACAGAAUCCCCCAUAUUUUAGGUUUGAACUUAUUUUUUCCUCUCCUUUCCGUAAACUAGCACUCCUACUCUCCUCUUCUUCUCUACUAAGACCAGAACCAGAACCAGAACCAGGCUUUCUCUAUCCUCUGUUUGUACCAGACUCUCUCCUCUUGCGCUAGAUCUGGCUGCAAAAUCACGCUAGCAUUACUCUUCAGUUUCUCACUCAAAGUCGGUGCAAAGGGGAAUAGCUUUUGGGAGUAGAAGACGCAUGGCAGUUAGGGCAUCGUUAAAUUCUGAUUCAGAUGAGCCUGCUGCUCCAAUUGCUCCGCUUCAACUAGAGUCACCAGUUGGGCAGUUUUUGUCUCAAAUCUUAGUCAGCCACCCCCAUCUUGUGCCUGCAGCAGUUGAGCAGCAGCUUGAACAGCUUCAAACUGACCGUGAUUCUGAGCAGAAGAAGGAAGAGCCUUCUGCAUCUGGCACAGACUUAGUUUUAUACAGGAGAAUUGCUGAGGUGAAAGCUAAUGAACGGAAAAAGGCUUUAGAAGAGAUUUUGUAUGCUUUAGUUGUACAAAAGUUUAUGGAUGCCAAUGUUCCUUUGAUACCAGCCAUAGCACCCUCUUCUUCAGACCCUUCUGGUCGUGUGGACUUGUGGCCAAGCCUAGAUGAGAAGCUUGAGCAGCUUCACUCACCUGAAGCCUAUGAGAUGAUCCAGAACCACCUAGCUCUGAUUCUUGGAAACCGUUUGGGUGAUGGCACCUCUGUAGCGCAGAUAAGCAAACUCAGAGUUGGACAGGUAUAUGCUGCUUCAGUGAUGUAUGGGUACUUCCUCAAGCGAGUUGACCAAAGAUUUCAGCUUGAGAAGACUAUGAAAGUUCUUCCAAAUGUAUCAGAUGAAGAAAGUAAUGUUGAGCAAGCUGUGGGUGAGGGCACAGGACCCACUGUUGCAAGAGACUCCUACGAAUCUGUUUCCUCACACCCUGAAGUCUCAUCCUGGUCUGGUGGCAUGAGUAAUGGGGGCAUUGGUCAUGGGUUAAAGCCCUCUAGAUUACGGACUUAUGUGAUGUCCUUUGAUGGGGAGACACUGCAGAGAUAUGCAACAAUCAGAUCAAAAGAGGCUGUUAGCAUUAUUGAAAAGCACACUGAGGCAUUGUUUGGAAGGCCAGAGGUUGUCAUGACACCUAGGGGAACUGUAGAUUCUUCCAAUGAUGAGCUUAUCAAGAUUAGCUUUGGCGGUCUGAAGAGACUUGUUUUGGAAGCUGUGACAUUCGGUUCUUUUCUUUGGGAUGUUGAAAGCUAUGUGGAUUCAAGGUAUCAUUUUGUUAUGAACUGAGCUAUUGCUAUUUUAAUUUUUGUUCCUGCCACAGCAAACUUUCUAGCGUGGCCAAACUGACCAAACUUCUAUGGCAAAAUUGAGUGUAAAUUUGGUAAUAUGUACUGAAGAAUUUGUUCUUUGUUCUGUAUAUGGUUUACAGUUUUUCUGCCGGAAUUUGCUUUUCAUACAUGAUGGACGAGAAAUAUAAAUAAGUAGACAUCCACAGGUUUUAAGUCACAUGACUUCUGUUAACAAACAAUGUCAAUAAUCAUUGUCCAUUAUUUUAAACCGCAAGAGAUGACCGGAGGAACAUAGUAUCAGGAACAUGCAUCAUAUUGCUUACAACGUCAUUGAAGUGAGGCUGUUAACGACCUCAUAUAUAA